This is a messenger RNA of Sorex araneus (European shrew), 426 nucleotides long. Its product is annotated as keratin-associated protein 6-3-like. Bases 1 to 426 code for a protein of 141 amino acids. The record is from RefSeq and is a predicted model, not a curated record. The transcript has a single exon. Gene Ontology annotation, biological process: keratinization. NCBI's taxonomy places the organism in Eukaryota, Metazoa, Chordata, Mammalia, Eulipotyphla, Soricidae.
AUGACAGCUAUGUUGGGUCCCACCCAGACUGAGGUAUAUAAAAGGCCCUGUGCAGGGUCACUGGGCAGACUGAAGUCACUCACUCUCCUCCUCUACCCAAGGACAACCUCAACAACCAGCACCAUGUGUGGCUACUACGGAAACUACUAUGGAGGCCGUGGCUAUGGAUGCUGUGGCUAUGGUGGCCUGGGCUAUGGCUAUGGAGGCCGUGGCUAUGGAUGCUGUGGCUAUGGUGGCCUGGGCUAUGGCUAUGGAGGCCUGGGCUAUGGCUAUGGAGGCCGUGGCUAUGGAUGCUGUGGCUACGGAGGCCUGGGCUAUGGCUAUGGAGGCCUGGGCUGUGGCUAUGGCUCCUGCUAUGGCUCUGGCUAUAGUAGACUUGGUUGUGGCUAUGGCUCUGGCUAUGGAUGUGGCUUUGGCUACUACUGA